Messenger RNA from Paramormyrops kingsleyae, 2772 nucleotides. Its product is annotated as probable G-protein coupled receptor 174. Lineage: Eukaryota; Metazoa; Chordata; Actinopteri; Osteoglossiformes; Mormyridae. The record is from RefSeq and is a predicted model, not a curated record. Gene Ontology annotation, biological process: phospholipase C-activating G protein-coupled receptor signaling pathway; positive regulation of Rho protein signal transduction. Gene Ontology annotation, cellular component: plasma membrane. Gene Ontology annotation, molecular function: G protein-coupled receptor activity.
CUCAAAUCAUUUUCUCCAGUCUUACAGGGGGUACUUCAAAAAUCUGGCAUGGCAAUAAAAGAAAUCUGCAAAUAUCAUAUUUAAAAACUCAUAUCAAGGACAUGAAGAUAUUGACCUUGUGGAGGUGCUGAACUGCCACAAUAAUCACAAAAUUGAGGCAAUAGAAGUCUGAUGAUAACAUUUCAAAAUGGCAUAUAUGGUGUAGAAAGGGAACGCUCUGAAUGAAGAGUUACUAAAAUCCAACAAAUGAAAAAGUCACACAUGUAAGAAAGAGGUGGACCUGCUCGGAGCUGGGAUUAAAAAUGAAUUAUACAUGUGAAGAUGGACAUGAUCUGAAGUUAUAUCAGCACCUGAUCUAUGCAGUAACCUACACAGUUAUCCUUGUGCCGGGACUCGUUGGCAACGUGCUGGCACUUUGGGUCUUCCGCGCGUACAUCAGAGAGACCAAGAAGGCAAUAGUGUUCAUGAUAAACCUGGCUUUGGCAGACCUCCUCCAAGUGCUCUCAUUGCCUCUGAGGAUCUAUUAUUACUUAAAUGACACUUGGCCCUUUGGACGUUUCCUCUGCAUGUUCUGCUUCUAUCUAAAAUAUGUGAAUAUGUAUGCUAGCAUCUACUUCCUGGUCUGCAUCAGCGUGCGUCGCUGCAGUCUCGUCAUCCACCCACUGAAGUACAGCAGCAACAAACAGCGCUUUGACCUCUGUUUCUGCACAGCCGGCUGGAUCAUCGUCUGCCUCGGCUGCUUACCGUUCCUCCUGUUGCGGCAGGGACCGGGCAAGUCCCUCUGCUUUUCAGAACUACCUAUUGUGAAGCUGACUGUGCCAGCCGGCGUUGCAAUCAUUGUGCUGGCAGAACUGCUGGGUUUCAUCCUGCCACUCACUGUGGUGCUAACAUGCUCAUGGCGAACAGCAGUCAGCUUGCGCGGGAAAAGCAGAAGACUUCAGCACAGUGCAGAGAAACGGAAAGCACUGAAGAUGGUCCUCUACUGUACAUUGGUAUUUCUCAUCUGUUUUGCGCCAUACCACCUCACCUUCCCCUUACACUUCUUGGUAAAGUUCAACGGAGUGGAAAACUGCAUCUUCCGUGAUGUCAUUUUCAAGUGCCACCCAGUUGCGCUGUGCUUGGCCAGCCUCAACUCCUGCUUGGACCCCAUCAUGCACUACUUUACCACAGAGGAGUUCAAGAGGCGGCUGUCCCUCCAUGAGAUUCCUGAAAACCUCAAACUAUUCAGUCAGCCUAGGCGUGCACGGUUAGUGCUUCCAAAAUCGAGUGAGGGAGCCUAAGGACAAACUGCAGCCAGACAAGGGAAAUCGCUGUCCUGCAAAGGGAAUGCCAGCGUGAAACUUUAUCAAUUUCUAUGGGGAAAUUUGACUAAUUAAAAAGCACCCAAUGAGAUUGUUUGUCAGUUAACUUCAUAACGCAGAAAACAGCUCUUUUAGAAAUAUUAUUUGGAUUUGGAAUUUAUUACCACUUGAAAAGAAUGUUUUACUUAAAACUAUUUGAUGUAUUUUUAUAAACAAAUGAUUUCGUUAUAAAAUCAAUAAAUUUGCAAUAGUUUUACUCAAUUAAGCAAGCAUUCCCAGACUUCCUGUGAGCGCUUUAUGUCUCACAUAUAUAAGUACGCAAGUUCUAGGGUCAGUCGGCACCAAGCACUCCUGAAGCAUUUGGAGUUAUGGCUGUUGCCAAAGGGCCCAACAGUGAAAACAGUGGCUGUGAGAUUUGAAUCGAUGACAUUCCAGACACAGGCACAGAUCACUAACUGCAGAGCUACCCACGUAGCUCGUGGGAGGGUGGGAUUAUGGCCAAUCAAUUCAAUUAUACAUGGGAGGGGUACGGGUUUAGCGCAAUCCAUAAUUAGUAUAAUAAAAAAAGAGCUUCUGUUCCAGAACCCGAAUGUCACUCAAUCACCAUGGCAAAUGGUGCUCUGAAUUAAACCAACUCUAGCGUAGGCUUAGCUAACAGAAAGUCAGGAUUUAAAGUACAGGACUGCGGUUGUGUCAGCAGAGGUCAGCAGUUUGAUUCGGUGCUCCCAUUUCUUCAAGCGAUGACCGACAUAGGAGUGGACAUUCUUCUCUGGUUAGUCGUUCUGUCAUUUGCUGACAAAUACUUCAGUUUCUCAUCCCAGUCCAUGAUUUUUUCCCCUGGGAUCAGUAAAGUUAAAUUUGAUUUGGUUAAAAUGUCUCUUAUUUAUCUGAACACCCUUUUUCAGGCUCUCGUUUCAAACAUGACACACCAUGGAUUUGCACUAAAAUUGUUACAAACUUUAUGCAUCACCUUCCAUUUUUUUACUUUCUACCAUGUAUGCUACCAUGUAUACUCGAACAGCUACUGAAUAUUUUUGUAGUUUUUCCUGCACAUACACCACUGAGAAUGAAUGAGACAUAGUUCAAAAUACAGGUUUUUCAUAUGCAUUAUUACUGAAAUGUUUAUUGUUGCAUUAUGACACUGAAACUGCCACAGCUGCAGUCUCUGUCAUACUUAUGUCAUGGCUGAUUAGAUGGUCUACGGCUGUAUUCAUUUGAAAUUGCUCUGCAUCUGUGACUCCCAAUACCACUUACAAUACUACCCUGUACUGUAAACCUGUUGGCCAACAUAAUGGAUGUAUUUGACAGUUUAUGACUGUUGUCCGUAGUAUUUUGUCUUUUAAGAUUACACAAUAAAAAUGUUUCAUUCAUAUGAAAGUAAUCAGAGACAGUUGUUGCUUCAACAAUUGAAUUUUAUGUGAAGGCACAGGAAAAUGCUUAAAAUUCUAUAAAUGCGAUGUUGAUUUGAGGA